AUGGACUCCACACUGCGAUUUGAGGAGGUUGACCAGUUCUUGGCUGAUCCGGAUCCAACUGUACGGCUUAGGACCUUGAAUCUUCUGCAGGAGCAGUGGCCAAGCGAGCUGCUGGCUCAUCAUCAGGAGAAGGUGACCCCACUUGUGGCGGAUCCAAGACGGGAGGUGAGUUCAAAGGCGCUGAGCUUGUUGCAGGAGCUGAUGCCGAGCGAUCGGAUUCUACAGCACUUGCACACGUUCUUCCCGUGGCUGAAGAGCGCAGAUCCGUGGGUGAAGACUUCAACCCGGCGCCUAUUCGAGAAGAAGAUUUCCGGAGACGUCCUCUCGCAGCACUUUCAAAUGAUCGUGCCGGUGCUGCUGGCAGACCCGCAGCUGCAGUUGUGGUCCUUUGGCCUUCUGAGGGGAAAGGUCUCAUCAGAGCAGCUCACAGGGCAUCUGGAUCUGAUCAUGGACCACAUGGCUCAUCAUGAUUGGGGGGUGAAGAGGCGGACCCUCGAGUUCAUCCAAGAAGAGAUGCCCAGGGAAAUGGGCGCAGAUCAGUGCCAGCAGAUCGCGCCGCUCCUGGUGCAUGAUGACUGGGAGGUGAGAAGUUGGACCUUAACUCUGCUGAGUGAGCGGCUGCCGAGUGAGCUGCUGGCUCAGCUUGCGGAGAAGGUGAUAGCACUUGCUGGUGAUCCUAGAUGGGAGGUCCAGCAGCAAGCAGUGGAUCUCUUGGAGAAGAAAAUGCCCAUGGAACUGAUCAUCAAGCACUUUCAGAAUCUCCUCGCACGUUUGCAGCAGGCAGACCCACGAAUUAGGAAGUCCAGCUUGCGCGUCUUCGAGAAGAGGAUCUCGAACGCAAUUCUCGCUGAGCACUUUGAGAAGCUUGUGCCACUGCUUUUGUCUGAUCCAGAGCUGCAGUUGUGGGCGCUCAAGUUUCUGAAGGGGAGGGUUUCACCAAAGCACCUGCCAGAGCUCAUCGAUCUGAUCAUGCUGCACCUCGUCAGCCACAAGACGUGGAAGAAGCAAAAGGCAUUGGAGCUAAUGAAAGUGCACCUGCCAGAUGAACUGAGGGCGUGUCACAUCGACAGGAUUGAGAAGCUCCUGGUGGAUACAGACUGCAAGGUGAGGAUAUGGACGUUGGAGCUCCUAGACCAGCGCAUGCCAGGCAAGCUGCUCGUUCAGCAUUGGAAGACACUCUGGCCACUCUUAGAUGAUGAAAGCCACAAGGUGCAGAUGGCAGCAGCAAAGCUCUUCAUAGAGAAAGGGUCCGGUCUCCGAAGGGAGCAUGUUGCCGAGCACUGCGAGCAGUUCGCAGCACUUCUGGCCAAGACUGGCCAGAUUGAGAGCGUCGAAAGUGCUUUCCAAGACAUCCUGAGCCCCAGCCCCACGAAGGACAAGGUGGCGCGACUCCUUUCCAAACUGCCAGUCUCCUCCUUCGUCGCCCAACACAUGGAGCAGAUCGCCAGCUGGCAGGAUCAGAGUGGCAACACCUGGCUGCACCUGGCAGCUGCAAAAGGCCACCUUGAGGCCUGCAAGGCCCUGGUGGACACAGCGGGCCUCGCGUUACGCGCCCUGAACGAUGCUGGCGAGGAGCCCCUCUCAUUGGCGGCCACGCGUGAAGUGGAUCGUUUCCUGAGAAGCAGGAUGCACUUCCAGGAAACCCGCUUCGGCCACGGGAAUGCCUACCACGACAUGGUCAAGGACGAGAGGUGGGUGUCCGAGGUCGUGUGGUACACAGUGCCCCUCCCCGGCAUGGCUGGGCACUUGGGCGGCAUGCACUCCUUCCUCGUCAUCACCGUCUCCGAUGCGGACCUAACGGCAGCGAAAAGAUACGUGCUCGAGAAGGCCGGAUCCGCUGCCAGGGAGGCCCAUCAGAAGAACGGCGUCUUCGUCGGAACCCAAGGUCUAGAAACCAACUUGCGCAGUGUGCCAGGGGUUCAGGCCUACAAGAACCUCGCCAAAGGAAAUCUGCAGAAGGAGCUCAAGGUCAGGAAGCUGUACUUGGAAGCUCACUGCACAGGGCAAUAUGAUCUUGCAUCUUCGAAUUGCCACCACGCGGCCCAGAGGGUCUUCAACUUCUGCUGCAUCAGACAUGAAGACCGAGAAGUGGAGCCUCCAAACAGCUGGUUGGCGAAGUUAGGGGCCACAUUUCAGCUGACCGGCCUUUUCAACUCAAGCCGCUCAAGCUCAGAAGGCUCCGGUUCAAGAGUGGGGUCGGCUGAAUCUCAAGUGGCCUCUACGAGCCGCCCAGUGGAUACCCCCAGUGGCUUCACAGCAGCCGUUGAUCUGGGCUCCGAUGCCUUCUCUGAGAUCGCCGCUGCCCUAAGCCAUGCUGUGUAUGAAGAGGAAACUUCCGGCCUGUUGAAGCCACUGGAGGCAGAAAUUGCCGUCAUCCACAACAAGUUGGGAAAGGCGGUGGUCGUGUACGACCAGGCCACUGGGAGCAGACACAGAGUCGACCCAGACGAGAGGAAGAGCAUCAGCAUACCAAAAGAGAGGGCCACCGUAGAUGUUUAUGCAGUGGCGUCACUUCAUGCUACGUGGAAGCAAACCAGCCAAAGUCCGGUGCAGUGGCUCCUUGCGCGAUCAGGCACUGCGAUCUUUGCGAGCUUCCGGGGAACCGAUGAUGUGCAAGAUGCUGCGAUUGACCUCAGCGCUGUGCCAGACACUGUCAGGUUUAAGGAGCAUUGCAUAGGUGUGCAUGGUGGGAUGGCCCAUGCUCUGGAGCAGGACGGAGAUGAAGUUAGCAACGUGGUGAAUGAUGUUCUUGGUGCUUUGAAGCAGCACCAUCGAGUUGGAGAGCAGCUGGUCCUUUGCGGACAUUCGCUAGGUGGAGGCUACGCGCAAAUCAUGGCCCUCCACUUGUUGAGUCGGAAGCUGAGUGUCUCGGCUGUACGCACCUUCGGCGCGCCACAUGUCCUGGUCCCGCCGAAGAACCGAUCAUCCCAGAUGUGGCAGAAGUUACAUGCCAUCACUCAACACUGGGUGCAUGACUGGGACCCU
Symbiodinium natans is the source of this 2985-nucleotide messenger RNA. NCBI's taxonomy places the organism in Eukaryota, Dinophyceae, Suessiales, Symbiodiniaceae. The record is from the annotation of a GenBank genome assembly.